AUUUGUUUCCAGCAUAUCUCAUAAUUCGUUCAGAAAAUCAGGUACUAAGCCUGGAUUUACAUGAAAAAAUUCUUAACGAAAGUGAACCUCGUUUCGGGAUUUUCUAGAACAAACCAGACCAGACUCUGUGUUGAGUCAAUUGUUGGUGCCAAAAUGAGUGGAAGUCAAAGGCCAGAUGUCAAUGGACAUGGGUCAACGAACAGCAUGGGGAAAAUAUACAGGUUGAAUAAAAACAAUGAUAACUCUGAUAUUAUUGAGAAAUUAGUCAAAAUUUUACAGCAAGGGGGGGUCAUUGCGUUGCCAACGGAUACACUAUAUGGGGUCGGUUGUCUUGCGCAAUCAUCUGAAGCGAUUGAAAAAAUUUACAAACUAAAAGGUCGCGACCUUUCCAAACCAAUAGCAAUUUGUGUCGGGGAGGUUUAUGAUGUAUUUCAAUGGGGAAAAUUCCCUAAAUUACCUGGCAGUAAAGAAGGGGGGGAUAAUAUGACCGAUCGACCGAUUGAAAUUUUAAGUGACUUACUCCCCGGCCCUGUGACGAUUGUAACGGAACGCACUCCCGCCCUCAACAUGGAAUUAAAUCCUGAAACGCAAUUGGUCGGGAUUCGCGUUCCAGAUCACCAAUUUAUACGAGACUUAACAAACAGACUAAAAGAACCGCUUGCUUUGACGUCAGCAAAUCUUUCUGCAUCAAUGAGCCCGUUAUGCAUCGAUGAUUUUGACUAUUUACACCAAAAAUUGGACGCUAUAAUUGACGGAGGUCAUGUCGGACUUAUAAACGGUUUACACAGUGCGUCGUCACGACAAGGGUCGACCGUAUUUCGAAUCCAACAAGAUGGAAAAUCCUUCAAAGUGCUUCGACCGGGAUGUGCGUAUGAGCAGACUGUUCAUACAUUACAGGAAAAAUGGGGAAUCAAGCUCUCACCAUGACUACGUGGCAUGACUGAUAACUAAAUCCAGUCUAUUUGUUUUUCUAUGGGUCUUGACUAUCGUAAUAUUGCUUGGUAUUUGACUACUGUCUUCCAACUCUGAGAAAACCAGAUUUUAGCC
This is a messenger RNA of Styela clava, 1047 nucleotides long. NCBI's taxonomy places the organism in Eukaryota, Metazoa, Chordata, Ascidiacea, Stolidobranchia, Styelidae. The record is from RefSeq and is a predicted model, not a curated record.